This is a messenger RNA of Symbiodinium sp. CCMP2592, 4407 nucleotides long. NCBI's taxonomy places the organism in Eukaryota, Dinophyceae, Suessiales, Symbiodiniaceae. The record is from the annotation of a GenBank genome assembly.
AUGGAGAUUAACAUCCAGAUCAAGAAUGCGCAGCCCGAAGACUUACUGCAGGAUACCGAGCAGAGUGCAGUUGGAUCUGGUGCAAAGGCAAAGCGAAAAGCUCAGCCAUUCUCGGCGUUCCGCAAGCAUGAGGGACGCACUAUGAGAAGCCCCGCCUACGCCAAAGCCGUCAUCUUCGUCGGGAUUGCCCGCGCUACCACCGGUGCCAUUACAAACAACGGCAAGCACAAGACCCGCCAGACCGCUGCUGGUCAAAAAGAGAGCCAUGGACUCCAGAUCUCCAAGACGGAGUCCCUCACGAAGGACAACAUCCAGAUCGUACGCUCCCAGGACAACAUCCAGAUCUCAUUCCCCCAGGACAACGCAGAGAUCCAGGGCAUCGGGCAGUUCAAGGUCAACUGGAAGGACAUUGAGAUUCCACAGUUUCCCAUACACGAUUCCACCAAGCAGUACGUGGAUGCACUUUGCGCUGCAGCGGAGUUCAGGAUCGACCAGGGAGUUCUCUUGGAGCAUGACCUCACGUGGGACAGAGGAGGCGACCCAACUCCAGAGACAAUGAGAAGAUUCUAUUUCUUGCAAUCUUCAGACCUCACCCUGCAAAAUCCUCCUCUACCAACUCGGCAAGAAAAGAUCCUAUUCUGGUCGCAUGCAACAGAUGUGGGAGCGUUAUUCAACAUGUUGAAAGAGCGAAAUAUGCGUCCGAUGAACGCGCAUGGAGUGGCAGCCUUUGGAUGCAACAUCUUCUAUGCCCUCGGCCACGAGAUGUCCGGAUCAGACAUCGACGAACACAACCUGACCAGGGUGAUCUUCAACACCACACGGAGCGCCAAGAACCUGGCAGGCAUCGUCGUGGGGGGGCGUGCAUGGGGAUCACUUCGCAAGCAUCUUGGCGGAUCCUAUGAAACAGCUCGGGCAGCCACUGAAGAGGACGAAGUGCUCAAGGAUGCGAAUGCAAAAGCUUAUUGCGUAUCUCGCAACAGAUAUUGCUUCACAUGCAUUGCGUUCGAGCAGCUGAUGACACCGCCUUCAACAGCCAAUACGCUCAUCUCGCAGUACCAGAGAGCUGCAGGCAUCACUCCCCAAGGGAGCAUCGAAUAUGCCGUGGUGGGCGUCAGGCAGCGGGAGCGCAUCGAGCACACCAACUCCGGCACCCUUGCCAGCGACAACACCGUUGCCGUCGUGGCCACCUAUGCCUCCGCCCGCAUCCAGCCCGGCUACGCAACCUUUGCCGCCGCCGCCGCCACCGUGCAACACACAGCCGGAGCCAGCCAAUGCAACAAGUACACCGACGACAUCGGCAACCACGGACUUGCAGGCAUGGACGUCCGUGAUGUCACAGUUGCGCAUUUUUGCAGGCAUGGCAUGGAGGAAUUUGGACUUCGAGGACUUUCCCACGGCAAGUUCACCGGCAUGAUUCUGACCCGCAACAUCGCCGAGAGCGUCCUCCUCUCCCAGCUCCAGAAGAAGCUCCGCGAGAACAACAUCGACGUGGAUGCCACCAUCGACGCCAUCCACCAAAGCAAAGGACAAAAAGCCCCUGACAAGGUGAAAGAGGCCAUCACCUUUGUUGCACCCCUCGUCGACACCAUCAUGGAUGCCAUCAAACCUUGGGCACAGGUGCGCAACUACGGCGCCAAGAACACCGAGGGCGACAACCAAGCAGCACAACGCAUGCAAGUCUUGGAAGAGCAGACCGCCAAGUACAAACAACGCCUACGCAGUGCCGGCAUCGACGUCACCCCUCAAAAGUCCCUCCCACUGCAAAAUGAGCCAAAUGAAGGCCCAGAAGCAACGGCGGCACCACCAAAGCGCAGACGCCUCACAAAGGGAGCCAUCAAGCAGCGCAAUGAGGACAUCCUCGCCGAGCCCCACAAUGUGAUCCGUGCCAGUGGACAAGAGCCUCCGACAAGUAUGACAUCAAUUGCAACUUGGAUCACCAACCUCAAGAAGAGUCUCCCCCGAGACAAGCAUGCGGAAGUGGAUAAUCACAUACAGUCCGUGCAGACCAUCCUCGAAGGAGCCAAAUACACCAAGGCCGAACUACAGGAGAUGGCUACGAGAUGGGGACUUCCCAUGUCCCUCACUACAGCGCCAAAGGCUUCACCCAAAAACCUUCAGCAGCUGAUCGCCGCCGUCACCUACCUCGCCGUGCUCAACAAGCAAACCUAUGCGACUGCUACCAGGGACGCAUCAUUUUGCUACAUCGGAUCCACCAACAUCACGGUGGCCAAGAGAGAGUACAACAGAGUCGCAAAACUUCGUCAACUACAACAACUCAAACUUCCCAAAAUCGAGAUCGCCAUUCGUUAUUGGAACGACUCCCAGACCUACCAGCACUACAGCACCAUCCUCCUUUCGCAGCACUCGGAGUAUAUUGACGCCUGGGCCGAAGAACACAGCCUGAUUCAGAGAUGGCAGCCCAAGCUGAACUACCCGUUUGUCACGAAGGAGCUGGUCAAGAAGGCGCAAUUCUGGAAGCUCUUGUACGCUAUCUCAAGCGACACCAAGCAAGAAUUUGAGGCCUCCAAGGAGCUACGCAGUGGCAAACAUGAGGCAACGCACCCCUCUCUCGAGCGAGCUCUGUGGAACCACAAGCGGAAAGUCACCGAUAUGGGCAGACACUGGAAGCCUACAGAAUGUCAGUGUGCCCAAUUCAUCAAGCAACAUCCGCGAGCACAAGUACACGAAGGACAUGUGGUGACGGGCUUAGAAACCUUACAACUACACAGCACAAACCAGAUCUUUCAGAACAUUGGGGCCGGGAACGCCUUCUACUCCUCCAAGAAGCGUAUCAAGAAGCAGCACCAAGAACAAUUUCAGCGAUGGCUCAAGCACCACCAAUUUCCUCGAGAUCAACGCAUCCUCGACGACUUUGACGACUUCUUUGAGCAGGAGUGGAAGCAACACAGACUACAACUUCAACGAGAGCCACGACUCACGCACAGAUUAGCAAAGAACAUAUUGGGCAUGAUCCCUGAUGACUACAUUGUGCACAACGAGGACCACGCCAACGCGCACCUCAUGAUCUACUGCCCGAACAUCUACAACCAAGCAGCCUACAACACUUGGAUGGACAAACAAACAUUCAGAAUGCUAGAUGCCGACCCUGCCGAGAUCAAGCAGGCCAUGAAAAACAACACUCCCAAGAUCGUCGCCAAGCACUACGCCAAGCUCCUUGACUACGAAAAGCCUCUUCCGUAUGGAUAUAUCCUCAUGAAACGGAAAAAGAGGUGGGCAAAAGGGAGGACUAUUAUCGCGUAUAGCAAUACGUGCAUCGGCAAACUGCUGAAGAUCGCGGCGCUAGCAUUACACCAGAUGUUGAGGAUAACAUGGCCCAACCAUUUUGGCGACGUCAGCUCGCCACAACUAUGGGAGGAAAUACACCAACUCUUCUACAACAACGAGCACCUGUACCCGGAGAGGCACUUGAAAUUUCUCAACCACGAUCUGGUCGGCUUCUUUAAUUCGAUACCACAAUCCGACAUCCUGCAGAGCAUCCAAUUCCUCACAUCUCAGUUCCUUGACGAGCAUAACGCCACCAUCACCGUCGAUCCGUACAACAAGAUCGCACCAGCGCAUUCAGGCCGCUCAACGCACAGCCUGAAGUCCAACAUGGUCAAGAUGCAGGCAGAGCACAUACCAGCCAUCAUUCAGUUCAGCUUCGACGCGUGUGCUUUCACAGCCAUUGGCGAAGUCUUCCAACAGACAUGCGGCACGUCGAUGGGAAACCAAAUCAGCCCCAUCCUCUCCACGUGCGCAAUCGUGGCCACAGAAAUCACAUGGCUACGCAUGUACGGUCAAUUUGUCAGCAGCGCCCACCUCCAUGACAAGUUCUGGAUCCGCAGGUACGUCGACAACAGAGCCAUUAUAGUUGAUGAAGACGAACUUCAGCACAACCCCUUCAUUCAGCAGCUUGCGUCCCUGCACUUCUACAAGAAACCAGUACAACUUGAAGACGAAGCGUGUGACGAUUUUCUGGGACUUCGCAUUCACGCAGACAAUCGCAAAAUCACGUACAAUCUCCACCGCGAGCCUUGGAGAUACAGACUCCCUCAGUCAGCCGGAACUACAAAGUUACGCCUCAGCGGAUAUCACAGCAGAAAGCAUCUCAUCCGCACCAUUGCCUACCCGGAAGAUGUAGCCCAGAGACAAAUUCAAGAACUGGACGACCUCUACGGUGACUUAGGGUAUGCGCGCCUUCUGAAAACUCAACAGAGCCAGAGACCGGACACCUAUGGGUUGAAGAAGACGACGGACCUGACCUAUCCCCAAAUGGACAACAUCGCGGUCACAACCUUGAAGUCAAACUAUCGCCUGAUCAUCUCGGCCUACACCACCAACCGCAUCGAGGACAUUUGCAGAGAAGACAAACGCUACCUUCGCAUGCUUGGCUUCAACCUCCCAUAA